CCCCUGGCCAUAUGAUCAAUCCCGGCCACAUCAUUGGUCCGGUCCAGCUCAACCCAUUCCUCCGCGCCGCGCCAGCUACAGGCCUUCCCAGGAACCAGCUCUCGUUCUCGCAAAGCUCUCCACGUCAGCGCAUCGUACGUUUGUAGAAGGGGUGUAGUUGAGUUUUUCAUCCCAAAGCCAUGUUGUUCUACUUGAUAUAAAGUAGAGGAUCUGCGAAGUUGUAAAAUUCUUUUUAUUAUCGGCGCUCAAGGUGCAAUUCUUGUUCACAAUACCUACAUUGUCAUUGACAUUGUUUCCUUAAAAUCUUUUGUGUUUUUAUUUUCAGUAAUGGUGGCGUCGACUAAGACUCCGGAGAACGUCCUAACGGCGUUAGCUCAGAAGCUCUAUGGCGCCGUGGGGUUCUCCAAAGGGUAUAACUUCUGGCUCUGGCUCGUUCUCGGCGGUAUCUUUUCCGGCUUCAGUUUGUCGCGCUUGAGGUAUCUGGAUUUCUACGGCACCUUCUGCGGCAGCUCAGUCCCUGGCGGUCGUGAUCUCGCGGUGCCCGGCGAGUGUUUCUACUACCUGAAUCAGGAGUACUACAAAAUCGGAAUCAUCACGCAUCUAGCGGUUAUCCUGCCCGCUAGUUUGUUAGCAUGUAUUCAAUUCAUCCCUGUGGUUCGACGCAAGGCGAUGGGAUUGCAUAGGAUUUUUGGCUGGAUCACAGUCUCCCUUUCGGUCCCCGGCGCUAUUACUGCCGUGAUGAUCGCGCCACGCUCUCAGGGCGGCGGUGUCGAUACGCAAUCCAUGGUGGCAUUGCUAGGUGUUAUGUUCCUCACUGCGUUGACUCGUGGCUGCAUUAGCGCCAAGAAGCAUAAGAUCGCAGAGCAUCGAGCCUGGAUGUUACGCGCUUGGGUUUAUGGCGGCUCUAUCGUUACUAUGAGAAUACUGAUGAUGCCAGCGGUCGUGAUCAUAUCUCUUAUAGGGGGCUUCUAUUAUGUUGAGCCGUGCGACAAGAUCAAUUAUUUGUUAAGGGGUGAAAAUGCGACUUUGGCAGCAUAUCCAGACUGCGCCCCCUUUUUCUCUGGAGAGGAUCCCAACCGACAUAUAGCCGUGCUCGCAUCCGUGUUUAAUAGAAAGAACAUAGUCCAAGUCUCAGCCGCUCUUAACUUUGUCUUCGGCACGUCGGGAUGGAUGGCGAUAUUUUUGAAUACUCUUGGGGUCGAGUACUAUCUUCGCUCGGAAUCAGGGCAACGUAGUGUCAAAAAGUCGAACUGAGCCUAUUCAAAUGAUAAUUGUAUGAGAGGUCCAUGAGCCACAUAGGAAUGUUGGCUUUGGAAUAUAUUGAGCAGGAAGAAGAUAAUCUGUAAUAUCGUUGAUUAGGUAGAUAGAGUUGAGGUUAUCUUCUCUUUUUGGCGUUUCAAUUACAAUACAAACAAAAAACUAUCCCUUUAGUUGGCAUAAGACUACAGUCUCCAUAAAACCGGUAACUGUACAUCGGCGAUAGCGCAGGCCUCUCAAGCC
Molecule: messenger RNA, 1500 nt
Organism: Annulohypoxylon truncatum
Lineage: Eukaryota; Fungi; Ascomycota; Sordariomycetes; Xylariales; Hypoxylaceae
Exons: 3
Coding region: 328-1254 (308 amino acids)
Source: RefSeq, a predicted model, not a curated record